Tetranychus urticae (two-spotted spider mite) is the source of this 1995-nucleotide messenger RNA. RefSeq lists its product as uncharacterized. The record is from RefSeq and is a predicted model, not a curated record. NCBI's taxonomy places the organism in Eukaryota, Metazoa, Arthropoda, Arachnida, Trombidiformes, Tetranychidae.
UUCAACUAAAUAUUGGUUCGACUUUUUUUGUUCCCACUAAGCUAGUUUAAACUGGACACAGGUUGUUUCUGGUUCCGGUUUUUGUCUUUUAGGGCAAAGUUUUGAAUUCAAGUUUCAGUUGUGAUCAACAUUUCUUUGUGAGUCUUUUGUGUUCUUUUCGCUAACAAGUUGUAAGUUCCUUUUUCGCCAUCCAAGUCUUCUCAGAUUUGAUCUUUAUAAACUGUUUUAUUCAAACUUUUUUUCUUCAAUGGAUCAUUCAAUGAGAAAUGCUGAAGAUGUGGAUAUUUCAGAUAAAGUUACCAUAAAGGUUAAGCUUGCAGAUGAGGGAUAUCAUGAUCUAGUAAUAGAUUGGUCAGAUAGAAGUGGUAAAUACAAAGGGAAACGAGUUAUUGACCAGCUUUCAACGAUAAUCGGUAUUCCAUCCCACUACAUCGGUGCUGCCUACAUCAAUUUCACACACAAUAAUUUGGUUGAAAUAUUUGAUAAAGAUCUCGAUGAAAGAAACCAGAAUGAAUUCACUAAGGAGAACUGUUUAGGAAUUUUGAAUGAUGAUUUUGAUUGUUUCGCUAUAACAACUGAACUGAUUUUUUGCAGAUUUGAGUUUGAUUUGUGUAUAUGUUUGGAAAGCCGUUUGUUGGUUAAUGAUAAUGAUUGUACAGGUAACUAUUGUCAUUAUUCAAAUACUAGAGCUUUUAUAAAUAGACAAGUAGCAAUUGCUACAAACUCCGAGUUAGUUAUGAAAAUACGAUUAAAGUAUGAAGAGAUACCUAUGGACAUAGAAGGGAUUGAAAUUUAUUUGCGAAAAGGGAAAAUUUUGAGAGACUUCGACAUCAAGCCGUUUAUUUACGGACCAUGGUGUCGCCUAACCUAUGGCAGAGCACAGGAAUAUAUUGAUUAUAUCAAUCCGCAAUAUUCACGAACUCGUGGUUAACUUUUACGUGAUGUCUAAACUUAACAUCAAGAUAUAAGAUGAUUUGAAAUCUUGAGUUUGAAACCAAUAAAUGUUUGAUUAACCUUGAGUUUGAAUGAGUUUCUUUAAGAGUUUUCAUAUCACUUGCAAUGAAUGACACUUGAAAUGAAAUGUCCAUCAAUGGCAAAUGCUCUUGACAUAUCUAAUCUAUUCAAUAAUAUCUUUUGACCAUUUAAAGACCAAAUCAAUCGCAGUCUUUAUUUUGGUUACUUUAUGAGCAAAAGUUAUUCUAAUUUUGUACUCUUACUUAUACUUUUUAUUAUUAAAAACUGUUCUCGUGAUUAACAAAUCAAAAUGUUGUACAAUCCAUGGUCUGCCAGUCGAUGUAUCGUACUUUACUUACAAACCAUUACUUUUCUUAUGUUUCUGCUCAUUUCGUGUUCAACAUUCAGAAUUACUUAUGGUUUUAGUGUUGCCCUGUUGCUCAAAGGAUUUCAUCUCCAUGCAAUUUACAAAGGGACAAGAUCAAUGCUCAGGGGUUUCUUUUGCUUCACAAUUUUUGGACUCUGUAUGACGAUUUUUCUGGCCACCAUCAUAACCACAUUAGCUGUUUGCUCUUUCAAUUAUACUGAGACUAAAACUAAUACUAUUCAGAAUGAAAAUGUUGUUGCAUCGAUGGCCAAUGCAGUUGGAUCUGGAUUCCUUGUUGGAGUUGCACUUUCCUUGGUAGGUUUUCAAUUCUUGGAUGCUUUCUUCCAAUCACUGUAUCUGGAAGAAUUAAAUUAUCAAAAUUCCGUUUCUGGAGCUGUAAUUACUUUAGAGCGAGUUGGCCGGAUUGGUAUUUAAUCUCGAAUUGAUCUGAAUUUGAACUCGAAUUUCCAUUGAUCGUACAAUAAUUUAUCAACAGCUACACCAAUCAAUCUUGUAAUUUUAAACCAAUACUAUUUUGAAAGACUAAAAUAAAAUUUUGACAAUUUAGUUAUAAUUCAACGUUUAAUAUUAAAAUGUAAGUAAUGACGUUUAUGCACUGACUUUUUACACAUUAUAAAUACUUUUUGUUCCCUUUGUACGGUCAUUUUGAUAAG